This is a messenger RNA of Alternaria atra, 2619 nucleotides long. RefSeq lists its product as uncharacterized. The record is from RefSeq and is a predicted model, not a curated record. Gene Ontology annotation, biological process: peptidyl-serine phosphorylation; intracellular signal transduction. NCBI's taxonomy places the organism in Eukaryota, Fungi, Ascomycota, Dothideomycetes, Pleosporales, Pleosporaceae. Gene Ontology annotation, molecular function: protein serine/threonine kinase activity; ATP binding. The coding region runs from base 1 to 2619 and encodes 872 amino acids. The transcript has 2 exons.
AUGAAUGGCGACCUGAGUCUGUCGCAGACGCUCGGCGGACUGCGCAUCGCGAACCCGGACGAAGACGACUCGCCGCCGCCCUCGCAGCAGUCCAACCACGCCCACGAUAUAGCGACGUCACCCCCGUCGCCCUCGCGCGCCUCGUCGUCGAAUACCGUCACCCAGGACCUCCACCCCACGUAUUCCCGCUCCCAACACUCGUACCUGGAAGAGGAACACGUCGCCCCCAGCUCCCUCCACCCCAGAGACAAUGCCUACCAGAGCUCGCCCUCGGGCUCCCCGGCCGGCUUCCCCUCCCCCCUGGCUGAGACUUCGUCGUCGUCAUCCCACUCGCCGCGCCUCUCCCACCGCCAGUCCAUGCCCCUAGCCCACCAGGCCCAGCACCAGCAGCCACAGUAUCCCCCGUACGCCGCCGGCCCAUUGCUCCAGCAGCAGCGCAGCCAGGCCCCGACUUCGCAGCCCAUGCGAGAGCGCCCGGUCUCGACGAGCAUGUACCAGCACCCUAACCUCUCGACUUCCUCCACCACUGCCCCGGGCACCUACCGGUACAACGACGACGCAAUGGCCGGAGAUAUGCGCCGGACUGCGAGUUCGCGUGUUGCGCCCGGAGCCAUGCCCGUCAGGGAAGCCAGUAGGAGGGACCCAUACCGCCAGUCGGCGCAGAUGCAAGCCAUGAACGGUCCCCUCCCGCCCCGGAGAAGCUCACGGCGGAUACCCAUGGAUGCAGGAGUAGCAAAUCUGUCGAGUUCCCCAUACAGCAUCGAAGGCGGUCCGCUAUCGAGCAGCGAGGAGUGGAAGGACAAAGGCGCGGCUGUAAGCACCCGGCAGGAUCUAGAUCAGAACGGACGGCCGAUAACGCGCGUGGUCAAGAAAGGCGUCAAGGACUUCAAUUUCGGCAGGACACUGGGCGAGGGCUCCUACAGUACAGUACUGGCCGCUACCGACCGCCAGACACUGCGCGAGUACGCGAUCAAGGUGCUCGACAAGCGCCACAUCAUCAAGGAGAAGAAGGUCAAAUACGUAAACAUCGAAAAAGACACCCUCAACCGACUGACGGAGCACCCCGGCAUCGUCCGACUCUACUACACCUUCCAGGAUGAGCGCUCGCUAUACUUUGUCCUGGAUUUGGCUGCAGGCGGUGAGCUUUUGGGCUUCCUCAAGAAGAUUGGCACAUUCGACGUCGAGUGCACACGAUUCUACGGCGCGCAAAUAUUGGAUGCCAUCGACUACAUGCACAACAAGGACGUAAUACAUCGAGAUCUGAAACCCGAGAACGUUCUGCUCGACGAUGCAAUGCACGUCAAGAUUACUGAUUUUGGAACUGCAAAGAUACUCGAGCAGAAACACAACGGCCUUGGCUCGACAACCGGCGAUCCAUUGGAAGGGGCACACUCGGAUCGCGCGCAAUCCUUUGUCGGAACAGCCGAGUACGUCUCACCAGAACUACUCACAGACAAGAAUGCCUGCAAAGCCAGCGACCUGUGGGCAUUUGGAUGUAUCAUCUACCAGCUGCUCGCCGGACGGCCGCCAUUCAAGGCUGCCAACGAGUAUAUGACGUUCCAGAAGAUUGUGGGCCUGGAAUACACAUUCCCAGAUGGAUUCCCUCCCCUUGCAAAGGACUUGGUUGAGCGGCUGUUGGUCCUGGAUCCAUUAACGCGAUUGCCCAUGGAACACAUUAAGAACCACCCAUUCUUUGAAGGAAUCCAAUGGGGCAGGGGUCUGUGGAAACAAAAGGCCCCGCGGUUGAAAGCCUACAGUCCGCCCGCACAGGAGCCGAUUAAGCUAAACGGUAUGAAUCCUGCUACUGUUAUGGAGACGUCAAUAACACAUCCAGGCCCCUCGACACCGGCAGCACCAGCAGCAUCAGCACCAGCAGCACCCAACCAACCCCAAGCACGACCGAAGCCACGCAUCAUCACCGAACUACCCCCUCCCUCCCAACUCGACAUCGAUUGGUCGCCGGUCCUCACAAAGCGAGACGAACGGAUAUUGAAGCUUGGAAAUAUGUUUGUCACACAACACGCCCCUGGACACGCCGUGGGCGGAAAGGAAGAGCCUGUGGAGCAGCCCAAGAAAUUCUCGCGCUUCUUCGGCGGCAACACGGUCAAGAAGCGACAACGACUUGUAAUGAUCACGUCUAAUGCACGCGUACUGAUGUGCGCAGCAGGCACGAAUGAUAAGAAGUUGAAGGAAGAGAUAUCGCUACUCUCAGCGGGCUGCGCAUGGAGGUCAUUCCAAGAUUCCAAGGGACUUACUGCUUGGCUCGUGGAAACAAAAGAGAAGCAGUAUGUCUUCGAAGACCCCAAAAGUACUACCAGCGACCCCGAUGGCAGCAAGUACUCCAGCCAAGAGUGGCUCGACAGCAUCGAACAAGCGCGCGACUACGCCUUUGCGCAAACCAUGACCAACUCGUACUCUGCCGACGUAGGCUUGAACGAGCUCGUUUCAAAUCACACCACCCCGACCAGUACGUUGGGAGGAGACUCCGCCCUCGAGGGCGUCAACAUCCCCGCCUCGCGGCAUGGCCACCUUCGCAAAGAUCAAGGCGAUACUGACUCGAUGAAGGGCAGGAAGCGCUUUAGCAAACGUCAUUCGAAGAACGGGUUGGCCAACUUUUGA